Osmerus eperlanus (European smelt) is the source of this 1003-nucleotide messenger RNA. Its product is annotated as endonuclease domain-containing 1 protein-like. The transcript is spliced from 2 exons. The record is from RefSeq and is a predicted model, not a curated record. The coding region runs from base 43 to 951 and encodes 302 amino acids. Gene Ontology annotation, molecular function: hydrolase activity; metal ion binding; nucleic acid binding. Lineage: Eukaryota; Metazoa; Chordata; Actinopteri; Osmeriformes; Osmeridae.
AGUUUGGUAUCCGGGUUUAGGGCCCGAGAAAGUGUAACGACGAUGCUUCUUCCAGCAUCCAGGGGGGCUUUGCUCCUGCUCUUGGCCGGUCUCGGGGGCCUAUCCCUGGGGGAGGUGGGAGACUUCAGCCCCUGCCUCCAGUCCUUCUACAAGGGGGUUCCUCCACUAGGUGUAGGGAGUGAGGGGUACCAGCCUAUAUGCCAGCGUUACCGGAACCAGUACCACUUUGCCAGUUUGUACCAGCGCCAGUGGAGAGUUCCCCUCUACUCUGCAUACGUGUUUACAAAUGGUGAUGGGAAACGACCCAAGAGCAACUGGAUGUAUGAACCACAGCUUGCAUUCACCGGUGCCAGCCCGGAGAUGAAACACUUCCCGCGCAAGAAGCCCGUGGACCAGAACGUUGUGGAGAGCCAGGCGGUUCUCCAGGACUACGCCAACUCCUCCUACACCAAGGGCCACCUGAACCCCAGCCAGCACCACCAGAACCAAGAGGACCGCAAGGCCACCUUCACCCUGACCAACGUGGUCCCCCAGCGGAAAGGCUCCAACUCUGGCCCCUGGGCCCAGCUGGAGUCCGAGGUGAAGGCCCGUCUGGGGGCCUACUGCGCGGGCCCCGCGUACGUGAUCACGGGGGCCGUGCCGUAUGUGACAGAGCGCUGGAUGAACCAGCGCGUGGCCGUGCCCGAGUACAUGUGGUCGGCCUACUGCUGCCCCGUCCACGACGCCAGCCUCCCCGCCUCGCUCGCCUCCUUCUUCCCCACGCAUGCAGCGGUGGGACGGAAUGACAAACAGAGCGGGGGGGAGAUUGUUCCGGUGGAUCCCAAGGCAAAGGGCCCUUCUCUCGGGUACGAUGUGAGGAGGAUGUCCCUGGACACCCUGGAGGAUAUCUUACGGCAGAGGCUGUCCAUAUCCAUCCACCUGUUCACUCAGCAGUGCCUGGGAGAAGAGUGAGCCCCUGUGUCUACAUGUUCCCCAAAUACAGUUAGCCUGAUUCAGCCGUAAU